Bacillus rossius redtenbacheri is the source of this 1530-nucleotide messenger RNA. RefSeq lists its product as uncharacterized. The record is from RefSeq and is a predicted model, not a curated record. NCBI's taxonomy places the organism in Eukaryota, Metazoa, Arthropoda, Insecta, Phasmatodea, Bacillidae. The transcript is spliced from 3 exons. The coding region runs from base 424 to 1530 and encodes 368 amino acids.
AGUUAACGUUUCUCUAUGCAUCAGUCUGGCUGCAUCGUAAAUUUUAAAGGUUAUUGACGCAAUGAGCCAGCCCUACAUAACCUAAAAGUUAAAAUGGUGUCUUGAUGUAGGUUCUUCCGGCCGGGAGUCCAAAUCUCUCGUGAAUGACGCUUCAAACUGGCGAUGAAGGCGCUGUGGGGCGCGCUCCGAUGUCACCGGGCGUGACGUCACGUGCGGGCGACCCCCACCACAGGCGGAUGGGGGUUAUCCGUCAGCUGGGCCACGUGCUGAGACACGCAGACCCGAGGCUGUUUAGCGCUGACGAAAGACUGAGUUGGGCUGCCUGCUGGGCGACUCUUCCGCCGACACCAAGAACCUGGUGCGCCCCGGGGAAGCCACCGCACCGACCCCUGGACGGAGGUUCGGGUCGACAACCGGCGGGCAAUGUUCCGCGGAACAGCUCUUCGCGUGCCUGGCGCUGUCCUUCCGGGCGCGCUCUGCUGCCUCCUCGUCCGCUGCUGCGCUUGGACAACUGCCCUCUUUGCGUUCGUCAACCUCCUCCCCCUUACUCACCUCAACCGUAUUAUCCGCCUUAUCACCCGGCAAACCGCGCACCAUUGUCUUCCAGACCGCCACCCCAACCGGGCUCUUCAUCCCCUGUUUCCGGUCUUCAUACUCCUCCCUCUUACUCACUUCAUCCGUAUUGUUCGCCUUGCCACCCGGCCAACCGCACUCUAUUGUCUUCCAGACCGCCACCCCAACCGGGUUCUUCAUUCCCUCUUUACGGUCCUCAUCCUCCUCCCCCUUACUCACCACAACCGUAUUGUCCACCUUGUCACCCGGCAAACCGCGCACCGUUGUUUUCCAGACCGCCACCCCAACCGGGCUCUUCAUCCCCUGUUUACGGUCUUCAUCCGCCUCCCUCUUACUCACCUCAUACGUAUUGUCCGCCUUGCCACCCGCUGCCCCAGGCUGCCCCACAUCCCAGGAGCUGUUCCCGGUGCCAGUCCCAGCUUGUCACUGUCAGGAGUCCCCCCCCGCGACACCUCUUCCCCCCCGGGUGUCCUCUGGGCCGCGCGGCGCCGUCACAGGCUAGCUCCCCAUGCCGUCCUUGCGAGCAGUGUGGGCCCUCGCCACCCCCAGCCUCGUGUCCUCAGCUGUACAAGCCCUGGUGCCCCACGCCCCAAGCCCCGUGUCCUCAGCUGUACAAGCCCUGGUGCCCCACGCCCCCAGCCUCGUGUCCUCAGCUGUACAAGCCCUGGUGCCCCAUGCCCUCAGUGUCGCUCAGUCCUCUGCUCGUCUGUAACAGCCGGGAUGUCGUCGUCGCCAUUUUCAAACCAUGUUAUCACUCACAGUAAAUUAUGUACGAAAGUGUUGUGCUGUAAUAAAGUCGUCGAACAGCGCAUAAAUCUUUCGCACUCCGGCAUCCGGGAGCACAGUGUAUUUCCGGGGAGGAGGGGGAGGGAGCUGAGAUUCCGGAUUCCUUCUCCUGUAGGGACCUUCAGCCGCGACGGCUCAGCUCGGAGCUACCGCACCUCAGCGCUCAUCUAG